Lactuca saligna is the source of this 1472-nucleotide messenger RNA. The record is from the annotation of a GenBank genome assembly. NCBI's taxonomy places the organism in Eukaryota, Viridiplantae, Streptophyta, Magnoliopsida, Asterales, Asteraceae.
CACUAAAUUGGGUCUUAAUUUAAAUUUCUCAAACUUUGAGGGGGGCUUCAUGCCAUUUUCUCAGUAUCUUCAAAGAUAAGAGUCGGAAAAUCACCUUAUCUAUCCUCUUCGACCUUCUCUUCGACCAUAACCAUGGCUGCCUCUUUUACUUCCUCCCUCUCCUCCACCUUCUCCUCCCUCUCUCUCCGCCGCUUCUCUCUCCUCCCCACUCACCAACUACCCAACUCUCUCUCCCUCCCAAAACCCCUAAAUUUCCCCUCCAUCAGAGCGCAGUCUACCGAUAUCGACACCACGUACUUCGACAAUGUAGACCCAGAUGAAAUCACGACCUUCGACCCUCCGGAAAAACCGGAGGACUUCAUCCCUCCGCCAUCUUUCGACGACGGACCUCAGGAGUCUGAAGAUGAAAUAGCCGCUGCAUACGAAGAAUUAUAUGGACCAGCCUAUAGCGGAGUCAGUGUGUUGGGUAAUGACGUAUAUGUGAUGGAUUCGAAAGUAAAGAAAACAACCUCUUUCGGAAAAAUAAAGAAAGAUAAAGUCAGAGAUGGAUUUGAUGAGAGGGUGGUUCAGGUGAGGAGGGUGACGAAGGUGGUUAAAGGUGGGAAACAGCUGCACUUUAGGGCGGUGGUGGUGGUCGGUGACAAGAAAGGGCAGGUGGGAGUUGGGGUAGGCAAAGCUAAAGAAGUGGUUGCAGCCGUUCAAAAAUCUGCAACAAAUGCUCGAAGGAACAUAAUAACAGUUCCUAUGACAAAGUACUUGACCUUUCCUCACAGGGCGGAUGGAGAUUAUGGGGCGGCAAAGGUGAUGCUAAGGCCCGCGUCCCCGGGUACUGGAGUGAUUGCUGGCGGUGCUGUUAGAAUCGUGUUGGAAAUGGCAGGUGUUGAGAAUGCUUUGGGGAAACAACUCGGGAGUAACAAUGCUCUUAAUAAUGCUAGAGCAACUGUGGUGGCUGUUCAACAAAUGAGACAGUUUAGUGAAGUGGCUCGUGAUCGUGGGAUCCCGAUGGAAGAAUUGUGGAAAUGAUUGAGAUGAUUGUGUUUGAAUGUGUACAAUUUGUGUUCUUUUUUGUUGAUGUUGUUGUUCGGAAGGGCAUUUUGGGAACUUCAUGACUCUAAAUGGGUAUUUUGUAGAUCACUUGCAUAUCCCAAGUCUUUUAUGUUUAUCUUUAGUUUCAUUAAUCACUUAAAAACGGAUAUCUUGUGGAUUAAAGGAAAUGUGUCGAGUAAAAGCAAUUGGAAAAUGGAAUAGAAUUCUUUUCUAUUUAAGAAAGUGCUUUAUUUUUCCCUAUGAAGGCUUUUGUGCUUUCAUGUUUUUUUUUUAUUGAUAAGUAUACCAAAUCUGAAUCCCAUAUGUUAUUGAUGAUUAUGAGUUGAUUCUAAUGCUUGGAGUGUACUUUAGAACAUCAUGGGUUUGCUAUUCAACUGAUGAGUGGUUAAAUUUCAUCUCCAUUGAUGGAAUUGUGUGAUUGUAAC